AUAUAAUUUGAACCAAUUUCAACAACACUCUGAUGAGAAGGUGUGGUCUGCAUUGGACAAGUGUCACAUGAAAAGCACGGUACUUGAACUCGAAGGAAAAUUGGAUGCCUCCGUUGUUGAAAAUGGUGAGAAUUUUUCAGUUGGAGAAAGACAGUUACUAUGUAUGGCAAGAGCGUUGCUCAGAAAAUCAAAGAUCCUACUGUUGGACGAAUCCACUGCUUCUAUUGAUACAGCGACUGACAGUCUUAUACAACAAACAAUUAAAGACGCGUUUCAAGAUUGUACUAUGUUAAUAAUAGCACACAGGCUGAACACUGUCUUGAAUUGUGAUGAAAUUAUGAUCAUGGACCAGGGAAAGGUUAUUGAGUUUGACAAACCCUCCCUCCUUCUUGCUGAUUCAAAUUCAAGAUUCAGUGCAAUGAUGGCAGCUGCUGAAAACAAUGACGACGGGGGUAGACUGAGUGCUUUGAGUUUUGCAUGCUCAAUUUCAAAGUUCAAAGAUGCGCCUUUUUUCAUUCCGAAUGAUGCUAGGGUAGAUGUUGUUACAAUUUUGAAAUCGAAGGAUAUUUCAAUGGAAGAAAACAUGGAGACUAUUCCAGAUCACAACAAAGGGAGUGAAGUAAAGGACGUACAACGCGAAACUCUGCCACUAGGCGAUGUUGGUUUAUUAUCAUUUAUAUAUAUUACAUGGUUAUCUCCGUUGAUCAAAAAGUCAUUUAAGACAGGGCUGAUUGCAAAUGACCUUUGGCAGUGCGGAAAAGCUGAUUCAGCAGAAUAUAAUGCACUGAGAUUUGAACGACUAUGGAUAGAUGAGCUUGAAAAGCGUGGAAGAGAAAAAUCGUCCCUUUUUGCUGUGUUUAUCAGAUUUAUCAAGUUUCACAUUUCCAUCAGUAUUGUUUCUAUGCUGAUAUUUAAUGCAACGUUGUUCUGCCUUACAGUGACUAUAUUCCAUAUAUUGCAGUACAUAGAGGGGAUUGAGACGAAUCUUCCAUAUGCAUUAGGUCUGUGUUUUACAAUGCUCGCACUGGAAGCUGUGCGCUCUGCAGUUAAUUCAUUAAAUUAUAAUAAUUCCUACAUAAUUGGGAUGAGACUUCGAAGUGCCAUUCUGGUUGCAAUAUAUAAGAAAGUGUUGCGUCUCAGGAAUUUACAAGACCAGACAAUAGGAGAGAUCAUCAAUCUAUGUGCUAAUGAUACGCAACGUAUAUUUGAUGCGAUAACUCUGGGUGUCAUUGCGGUCACAGGACCAACACGGGGAAUAGCCAUGGUUAUAUACAGUUAUAUAUUACUUGGACCCGCUGCCUUGAUUGGUGGAUUAAUCAUCUUUCUCUCAUGGCCACUACAAGUCCUUUCUGGGAAGCUAAUCACCAAGUUUAGAAUAAAUACAGUGACGAUGACAGACAGAAGGGUUCGCAUGACUAAUGAAAUGAUUCUCAGUAUUGGAUUGAUCAAAAUGUAUGCAUGGGAAUAUCUAUUAACCAAGAAAAUUCAAGAAAUUCGAAGCACUGAAAAGUCCUUUCUGGAAAAAGCUGGUUAUUUAUAUUCUGCUAAUGUAUUUAUCAAUUCCAUUGUGCAAGUGUUGGCAGUUUUCCUAACUUUUUUGGUGUCGGUUAUGACAGGAAAUGAGCUUACAGCAGCCACGGCAUAUGGAGUAAUUGCUCUCUUUGCUAUGACAGGAACAAUGUCGGCAGUAAUCCCACUAUCAGUAAAAUAUAUUACUGAGUCUGUUAUUGCAGCUGAAAGAAUGAAAAAAUUGUUGAUGAUGGAGGAAAUCCAAACAUAUACAAGGACACCUGAUGAUGAAUAUAAUGCAAUCGAGUUGUCUUCAACAAAUUUUUCAUGGAAGAAACAGAGUGAGAGUGAAAGUACAUGCCAAUCUCUUGAAGAAAGUAAACUAUGUAGCCCUGAUCACCAGGACGAAAGCAAUGCAACGUUAUUCGACAUCAACCUAAGUGUUAAAAAGGGUCAGUUGAUUGGAAUAUGUGGUGGUGUUGGUAGUGGAAAAUCAUCGAUUAUAUCGGCCAUAUUGUCUCAAAUGCAGCUAAUAUCCGGCAGCGUUUCCAUUGAUGGGAACAUGGCUUACGUUUCUCAACAACCAUGGAUCUUCAAUGCUACAUUUAAAGAAAAUAUAUUGUUUGGUCUUCAAUUUGAUAAGCAGUUAUAUGAGAAAUGUAUACGUGCAUCAUGUCUUCAAGAUGAUGUUGAUAUCUUACCAAAUGGCAGUGAAACUGAGAUUGGAGAGAGAGGUAUCAAUUUAAGUGGUGGUCAGAAACAGAGGGUGAGCCUAGCUAGAGCUUUGUAUGCUGAUAGUGAUAUAUACUUAUUAGAUGACCCACUGAGUGCAGUAGAUACACACGUUGGACAGCAUAUUUUCAAUCAUUAUAUAAUGGACGCUCUUCGGGGUAAAACAGUGUUGUUUGUUACUCAUCAGUUGCAGUAUCUGAGUGGAUGUGAUGAAAUCCUGGUUAUGCGAGAUGGCAGGGUUCAUGAAAGUGGAACACAUCAGCAAUUAAUGACUUCUAGUGGUCAUUAUGCAAAUUUAAUAAAACGUUUCCACAGCGGUGAAGUUACAGAAGAGACUAACAAGAUCGAUAUAUCCACAAAUCUAAAUACUGUAGUUUCAGUUGAUGAAUAUGACACGUGUGCUCAGAGUGAUUCAUCCAUGACUCUUGGUGACACAUCAGGAAUAUCAUUUUGUACUACUAAUGAUAUGGAGGAAGUUACUGGUGAAUUAAUGACAAAAGAAGAGCAAGCAGAAGGUGGGGUAAAAUUGGCAACGUAUCAUGCUUAUAUACAAUACGCUGGAGGAUAUAUGAUUUCAAUUCUCACAAUAUUCACAAUGAUUAUUGUAACUGGUUGUGUUGCCGCUAGUAGUUGGUGGCUUGGUUACUGGAUUACUCACACUACUAACCAGAAUACCAAUAGCACACAUGCAAAUGAGACUCUUAGUACUGGAUUUAUAACAGAGAAUACAGAUAGAGCAUAUUUUGCUUAUGUGUAUACUUUCAUAAUUGCAAUUAUGAUUACGUUUGCAAUUGUCGAAUGUAUUCUUCAUGCCAAGAUUACACUGAAAGCGUCAACUACUUUGCAUAACGAAGUUUUCAAGAAGGUGUUCCGAAGUCCAAUGACCUUUUUUGAUACUACGCCCUCAGGACGAAUUAUUAAUAGAUUUUCAAAAGAUCUGGAUGAAGUGGAUGUACACUUGCCGAUUUAUAUUACACAGCUGAUUACACAAUGUUGUAUUCUCUUUUUUGCGUUUCUGUCCAUAUCCUUGGUGUUCCCGUGGUAUUUGUUAGCUUUCAUUCUAUUCAGCAUAGUUUUUAUUGUAGCUUAUUUACACUUUCGGCAUGCAAUGCGAGACAUAAAGCGCCUUGAAAAUAUCAGUAGGUCACCGUGGGUUUCUCACAUGACAGCAACCAUACAAGGAGCUUCUACUAUCCGUGCAUAUGGAAAACAAGUGGAAUUCUGCAAAAGAUUUGCAGAUUUAGUUGAUUGCAAUUCAGUCCCCUUCGUCUUGUUCUAUCUGACAAAUCGCUGGGUUGCUGUGAGGCUAGAUGUAAUUGGCAUGACAACUUCCUUUGUUGCUGCUCUGAUGGCAGUACUAGCACAUGGUCAGAUACCUCCAUCCUAUAGUGGAAUAGCCCUAUCAUAUGCAGUGCAGCUGACAGGAGUUUUUCAGUUUCUCGUGAGAAUGAUUGCAGAUUGUGAAGCCAGAUUUACAUCAGUGGAACGAAUACAGUAUUAUAUUAAAAACUUGGUAUCUGAAGCACCAGUAGUAACUGAGAAUAGACCGCCUGAUAACUGGCCGCAUGCAGGUGCAAUAGAAGUAAAAGAAUUGAAGAUGCGCUUCCGUAAAAACCUUCCUCUCGCUUUAAGAGGAGUCUCUUUCAAAGUGGAGCCAAUGCAGAAGAUAGGACUUGUCGGUAGAACUGGAGCAGGAAAAUCUUCCCUUGGGGCUUGUUUAUUUCGUCUACGGGAGCUAAAUUCGGGUGCUAUUUAUAUUGAUGGUAUUGAUAUAGCGAGUCUGGGAUUACAAGAUUUGAGAUCAAAAUUGACAAUAAUUGCACAAGAUCCUGUUCUGUUUGUUGGAACUGUCAGGUAUAAUUUGGACCCAUUUCAACAAUACUCCGAUGUCGAAGUUUGGUCAGCUUUGGAAAAGUGCUAUAUGAAAGACACGGUGCAGGAACUGGAAGAUAAAUUAAAUGCCCCUGUUGUUGAAAAUGGCGAGAACUUUUCAGUUGGUGAAAGACAGUUACUGUGCAUGGCAAGGGCGUGGCUCAGAAAAUCUAAGAUAGUGAUGUUGGACGAGGCCACUGCCUCCAUUGAUACAGCGACUGACAGUCUUAUACAACAAACAAUUAAAGACGCAUUUCAAGAUUGUACUAUGUUAAUAAUAGCACACAGGCUGAACACUGUAUUGAAUUGUGAUAAAAUUAUGGUCAUGGAUAAGGGAAAGGUUAUUGAGUUCGACAAACCUUCAAUACUUCUGGCUGAUACCAAUUCAAGAUUCAGUUUUUUAAUGGCAGCAGCUGAGAAAAAAUGA
Saccoglossus kowalevskii is the source of this 4540-nucleotide messenger RNA. Its product is annotated as ATP-binding cassette sub-family C member 5-like. Lineage: Eukaryota; Metazoa; Hemichordata; Enteropneusta; Harrimaniidae. Gene Ontology annotation, cellular component: membrane. The record is from RefSeq and is a predicted model, not a curated record. Gene Ontology annotation, molecular function: ATP hydrolysis activity; ATP binding; ABC-type transporter activity. Gene Ontology annotation, biological process: transmembrane transport.